Molecule: messenger RNA, 488 nt
Organism: Hibiscus syriacus
Lineage: Eukaryota; Viridiplantae; Streptophyta; Magnoliopsida; Malvales; Malvaceae
Product: mediator of RNA polymerase II transcription subunit 6-like
Exons: 2
Coding region: 57-440 (127 amino acids)
Biological process (GO): regulation of transcription by RNA polymerase II
Cellular component (GO): core mediator complex; mediator complex
Molecular function (GO): transcription coactivator activity
Source: RefSeq, a predicted model, not a curated record
GGCAUGAUAACCGGACUAAACGUCAACUAGAACCUACCAGGAAACAUAGUUCCAAAAUGGCGACGCCACUAGUUCCGCCAUCACAGGCGGCGGCAGGGGGGGACUUUGAAGCACCACCGCCACCUCCUAUGCAGCCUCCUGGAACCGACAUGACGGGCAUAUGUUUCAGAGAUCAAUUGUGGUUAAACACGUACCCUCUGGAUCGAAACCUGGUUUUCGAUUACUUUGCCCUAUCUCCGUUCUAUGAUUGGACCUGCAACAACGAGCAUCUCAGGAUGCGAUCCAUUCACCCCCUCGAUAUCUCUCAACUUUCUUAUACUGAAAAUGAAAGUGAAACUUUGGAACCAAAGGGUGGUAAAGAGGCAAUCGACUUCAAGGAAGUUAAGCGUGUGGAUCAUAUUCUCGCCUCCUUACAGCGAAAGGUAACCAAUGUGUUGUAAAAUUUUGCCUCCACCUCUAUAUCGAUCUUAAUUUGUAUGAUCGUAUAG